AAGAUUUUCAUCCAAAAUUGGAUGAAAACUUUUAAUGGCAUUUUUUUAAUCAUAUAUAUUUAUUCUUAUAUCCUUUCUUAAAUAAUUACUUUACGCCAGUUGAUAGGCAUAAUAUGUUUUAUAAAAAAAUAACAAUUAAAAAAAACAUUCGGAAAUGUUCGGUCUUUUUUCAAAUUGAAAGUAGGAUUUACAAAUUACAAUAUCAACAUGGAUGUGUUGUUAGCUAUUCAGACAUGUAUCGAACGUUUUGCAUUUUUUCCUUUUAUGGAAUAAAAUCGUUUAUUUUCUAAACAAAUGAAACAUGUUGCUGGAAUUUCUUUUAAAGGUGUUCCGUCCAUUUUGUAAAUUGCAAUCACGUGCCGUUUCUAUCAUCACGUGAUAUUUGUGAAGGCAGUGAUUACUGUACUGCAAGGGAAGUAACACUGCGCGGAGUUUGGUAUUUACCCGCGUUUACACGGUGCAAUAUGCGGGAUCCCAAAUCGGUAUUUAAUAACGAUGACGUAAUAUAAGCUCCAAAUUAUUUAUUUCGAAUUACAGACAAUAAUCGGGUCGUGUUUUUAUUGCUCUUUUUUAAUUGACUGUCAUUUCUACUAUAAAUUGAUAACAAUUAGUAGACAAAUAUACAUUGAGGUCUAAGCAAUCGCUAGCUGAAUAGAAUGACUGAAAUAUCAUUUGAAUCUCCCUCCCGUUGGUACAAAAGUAAGCCAUUGAUCGUACAUAAUGGAACUUACGCCUAUGGAUAACCGCUUCGUUGCUUUUGUGAAGCAGUUAAGUGAAUUGAUGGUAUUAGUGAAAAGUGUCCUUAUAUAGAUUUAAAGUGUUCGUGACAGACUCCCAACACCCUGCCUAAAGUGACAGAUAAGAUGGGGAAUCUUUGUACGAGAUACUACGAAUAUAAAGACGUCAAACUUUUACUGCUAGGUUUGGACAUGGCGGGGAAGACCACCCUGUUAAACCACCUUAAACUAGGGGAGGUGGUGACAACAAUCCCCACUUUUGGGUUUAACUUGGAGACAGUGAACCAUAAAAACAUCACGUUCAUCAUUUAUGACAUCGGCGGUGGUGACAAAAUGCGCCAGCAGUUCCGCCAUCACUACCCAGACACAGACGCUGUUGUCAUGGUGAUAGAUGGCGCGGACCCCGAGCGUCUGCAGAAGCUAAACUGUAACGUCAUCAAGCCUGCUCUGCACGCGGAUGAGCUUGCACACAGCAUCUUCCUGUUCCUGGUCAAUAAACGCGACCUUCCCAAUUGCCUGAGUGCGGAGGAGGUUGCUGCCAAGUUGAACUUAAAGGCGUUGAAACAUUCCUGGCACAUCAUGGAAAUAAGCGCAUAUCGAGGGGUCGGACUUACUAACAGUAUGGACUGGCUCGCAUCUCACCUGGGCCCCUCUCCACGCGUACUUUAACCGGACCUAUUGCAUUCAUAUCCCCGAUAAUGACAUCGAUCCUGCAUUACUUAUAUCUACACCAAAUAGUUUCAGUAAUCCUUUCUCAACCAUUCUGUAAAUAGAACGACCCGACUGUAACCGGAAACGUUUU
Messenger RNA from Mya arenaria, 1539 nucleotides. Its product is annotated as ADP-ribosylation factor 1-like. Lineage: Eukaryota; Metazoa; Mollusca; Bivalvia; Myida; Myidae. Gene Ontology annotation, cellular component: cytoplasm. The record is from RefSeq and is a predicted model, not a curated record. Gene Ontology annotation, biological process: vesicle-mediated transport; intracellular protein transport. The coding region runs from base 864 to 1406 and encodes 180 amino acids. The transcript has 6 exons. Gene Ontology annotation, molecular function: GTPase activity; GTP binding.